AGCAAACAGCACAGAUGAAAUCCUGCGUGUCCCUGGCACCUCCAGCCUCAGGGGUCUGCAGGARGCUGCUUUUGGAAUAAGCCUUCUUUUCAUGGCAGGCUUCUGACUUGCUCUGGAAUUGCUUUGAAAGCAAGACACCUUGUUUUCUUUUGCCCAUGGAGCUCCCAUUUUUCCAUGGAAAGAUAACAAGAAAAGCCUGUGAAGAGCUGUUGAGCAAGAAAAGGAAUGGGAGUUAUUUAAUAAGAGAGAGUGAGACUAUGGAAGGAGCCUUGUGUCUCUGUGUUUUCUUUGAGGACCUGAUCUACACUUACCGUAUCUUCAGGGAACAUCAAGGAUAUUUUAGAAUACAGACUUCUGARGGUACUCCAGAGAGGACCUUCAAAACAUUAAAGGACCUAAUAUACAAUUUUGAAAAGCCAGAUCAAGGACUAAUAACAAACCUCCGCUACCCAGUGAAGAAACAAAAGGCYUCGCAAAGGAGAUGGAGGCUCAAGUCAGGAAUGGACAGUGUUUACGAUGAAGUUGAUGACAGUGGUGAUUACAUCACCGUGUUACCCUGAAGGAUGUGCACSUGAUGAUUUGGGAAGUCACCGUUCCAGGCUGUGUCAUAGCGCAGUGCCUCAGCCGGGGAGUGCUGCAAGCUGAGAGCCCCACGCUCGAUCUGGAAUCAGCCUCCUAUGGACUGCCAGAGCAGCUAUCUUUUGGAUCCAGUACCAGCUAUUUUUGCUCAGCAAUAAAAUA
Molecule: messenger RNA, 741 nt
Organism: Malurus melanocephalus (red-backed fairy wren)
Lineage: Eukaryota; Metazoa; Chordata; Aves; Passeriformes; Maluridae
Gene: SH2D1B
Product: SH2 domain containing 1B
Exons: 4
Coding region: 156-560 (134 amino acids)
Source: RefSeq, a predicted model, not a curated record